Messenger RNA from Myxozyma melibiosi, 1168 nucleotides. RefSeq lists its product as uncharacterized. Bases 205 to 888 code for a protein of 227 amino acids. The transcript is spliced from 4 exons. Lineage: Eukaryota; Fungi; Ascomycota; Lipomycetes; Lipomycetales; Lipomycetaceae. The record is from RefSeq and is a predicted model, not a curated record.
AGCCCCAGUCCGCCAUCCCCUCCGCUGCAUAUCAUCACCAUUUGCUCUGUUUUAGCUGGAGAACUUGCAGAAUACAACCUAUUGUUUCAAACACGUUCAUUGUUCUUUAUUAUUACUUUGUUCUUUGAGGUAUACCCAGCAUCAAUCAGCACGAGGACUUGAUCAGGACAGCAAGCAACUCAGUUUGACAAGCCAGCAUAUCCGAUGUUUCUCUUUCCAUCUCUGCGAUCGCCUUCAUUACAAAAGAGACAGUUCUGGUGGUACGACGACUCAUCAGCCUGGCAGACAAAAUGGGCCAUCUUCGGAGGCGUUGUGUUUGGACUGAUAGUCAUCCUUGCACUCGCAUACAUCCACGCUCGUCAUAGACUCCAGAAUGGAAAACAGCCACUCCGCUACCAUGCCUGGAUGGUCCAAAACAGAAUUCGCUGGAACCAGGCUCAAGAAGCCCGCGAAGCCGAACGCGUGCGCUACCGCGAAGAAUACCACGUCUACCCUUCUUACGCAAUGAACACCUUCUCCACCCCCGCAGCCGGCACUGACGCCCUCGCCCCGCCUCCUCCCGCAUACGACCCCCGCUACCCUGCUCCACCGACCUACGUUGCGCCCGCGGACGCAAAACAGACACCGCCAUACCCGUAUCCUCCUCCGGGCGAGUUGGAGUCCUCCGGCAGCAGCGAUCACAACGUACCUCAGAGUCCGUUCGACGACCAGAACGAGGUCAGGCCGAAUAUCGAUUCUGCGGCAGCUGCUCAGGCGACGACGGCGGAGGAGUAUGAGCGGUUGACUGCAGAACAAGAGCAUGAGGCCUAUUAUCCCCCACCAUCUUCGCCGCCGCCAAACCAAUCAACCAAUCAGUCAGAAACGCUAAACACGAGCCGACAGGUAUAGAGAAAGAAAGAAAGAAAAGAAAGAAAACAGAUUACAAAAUUGUUGAUGGACGACUAUUAUAUUAUGAAUUAAUUCGAGACGAGAGUUCUCGUCUUCCCUGGCUGAUAGAGCUGCAGUAGCAGUUACAUUACAUUACAUUUUUUGAUGUGUACAUUACGAUCGAGCUUUGGACGCUGGUUGAAGUUCUUUGGUGGAGUUUGCUGUGAAUCGAAAAGUAGUUUUAGGAUACAGGUCCAGUCAUAAUUCUGUUGCAUCAGAAUGCAUAUCGUACAUUAACAAG